Lachancea sp. 'fantastica' is the source of this 1296-nucleotide messenger RNA. NCBI's taxonomy places the organism in Eukaryota, Fungi, Ascomycota, Saccharomycetes, Saccharomycetales, Saccharomycetaceae. The record is from the annotation of a GenBank genome assembly.
AUGGCAGCCCAAGAAGAAUUCAUCAGAACGCAAAUCUUCGGCACAGUUUUCGAAAUCACCAACCGGUACAAUGACUUGAAUCCGGUCGGAAUGGGUGCGUUUGGUCUUGUGUGUUCUGCUACAGACACCUACACCAAUCAACCCGUUGCCAUCAAAAAAAUCAUGAAGCCGUUCUCCACCGCUGUUCUCGCAAAGAGAACAUAUCGUGAGUUGAAACUACUCAAGCAUCUCAGACAUGAAAACCUCAUUUGUCUAGAAGACAUCUUUUUGUCGCCUUUGGAAGACAUUUAUUUCGUCACCGAACUGCAGGGCACAGAUCUACACAGACUCUUGCAAACCCGUCCCUUGGAAAAACAAUUUGUGCAGUAUUUCCUUUACCAAAUAUUAAGAGGUCUAAAAUACGUGCAUUCAGCUGGUGUCAUUCACAGAGAUUUGAAACCCAGCAACAUUCUGAUAAACGAAAAUUGUGAUUUGAAAAUCUGCGAUUUCGGCUUGGCUAGAAUUCAGGAUCCACAAAUGACCGGAUACGUGUCUACUCGGUACUACCGUGCCCCAGAAAUCAUGCUAACAUGGCAAAAGUAUAAUGUGGAAGUCGACAUCUGGUCUGCCGGUUGUAUUUUCGCAGAAAUGAUAGAAGGUAAACCGCUUUUCCCCGGUAAGGAUCAUGUGCAUCAAUUCUCCAUCAUAACCGAUCUCUUGGGAUCUCCUCCAGAAGACGUCAUAAACACCAUUUGCUCCGUCAACACUCUCAAGUUUGUCACUUCUUUACCACACAGAGAUCCUGUUCCCUUUUCAGAGCGUUUCAAGAAUGUCGAACCCGAUGCCGUUGAUCUAUUAGAGAAAAUGCUUGUUUUCGAUCCCAACAAAAGAAUAACAGCAGCCGAUGCUUUAUCACAUCCAUAUUUGGCUCCUUACCAUGACCCAUCCGAUGAACCAGAAGCCGAAGCUAUUUUCGAUUGGCAUUUCAAUGAUGCAGACUUACCUGUGGACACCUGGAGAGUUAUGAUGUACUCCGAAAUUUUGGAUUUCCAUCAAAUCGGUGACAACCAAAUAGAUCCCAAUGCUACCUUUGAUGAUCAAGUUGCCGCCGCCACUGCCGCCGCACAAGCAGCACAAGCGGCGCAACAUCAGCAGGACUUAUCCCAGUCGCACACUAAAAGUCCUUCAGAUGCACCACAAAAGGCUGCGCAGCACUCAUCCGACAGCCAUCACCAGGAGGUUGCGAACACACGUCAAAAUGAAACCUUGAACACUUACGGGAAUCAAGCAGCUCAAUACGCAUCCGAAUUUCAGUAG